Molecule: messenger RNA, 1638 nt
Organism: Orbilia oligospora ATCC 24927
Lineage: Eukaryota; Fungi; Ascomycota; Orbiliomycetes; Orbiliales; Orbiliaceae
Exons: 2
Coding region: 1-1638 (545 amino acids)
Source: RefSeq, a predicted model, not a curated record
AUGGCCGAGACUACUCCCGAUCACAAGAAUAUUGUGGUUUUGGGUCUCACGCAGAACGGAAAAUCAUCUUUUGUCAAUUCUAUUCUCAGAUACGCCCAGCUUGAGAAUUCAGAAGCACCUAUUAUUGGUAAUGGGUCGACAUCACAGACAAAAGACAUUAGAAGAUAUUCCACGAAGAUCAAUAUCCGACGAUAUAGUGUGCGAAGAAACGGCCAGAGAACAGAUUUGACCCAUAACUCGGAAGGAUCAAGGGUUGUUAUAACUUAUGAUAAUGAAGGAGGAGUGACCUCGCAGAAUUACGAGCCUCUAACUUUCAAGGAAAGUUUUGAUCCGGAGACUGGGGAGAGGCUUCUUAUUACACAAGAGUUCCAGCAAAACAUUCGCAGGCUUCAGGCCGGCCUUGUACCGGAUACCCCGGAGCCAUCUGGAUGCUUUGUUAAACUUAACAUGUACGACACACCGGGCCUGAGCGAUUCUGGAGGCAUAAAGGAUUUAGAAAGAGAUUUUAUGAAGCAAGGAUACACGGAAAUAGAAGCUAAAGAUGCGGCUACAAAAUGCACCAGAAAUCUCAUUGACGAAAAACAUAAACUCUCAAUCAUAAAUGCAGUUAAUAAAAUGCAGGUUCUGCAUGGCGUAUGCAUCGUCGUUCGAGAUGGCAAGAACUUUGGUCAGGAAUUAAAAGAACUCAAGAGCUUGAUCGAACCCUUCAGAUCGAUAUCCUCCAAUCUCAAUUUUUAUAUGAUACACACCAGAGUUACGAACAUAACAAUGUUCCAAGCUAAGACUCUCAACCGCAUCCGCAUGUCUGAAGAAUUUUUCAAGUUACGAGCAACCCAUUUCUUCGUCAAUAAUGAACCCGAUCUCGGCGACGAUGAACACGAAGGUGACCCGUUGAGUCAACAUUUCGCCAACAGAGUACUAUCAGACUUCUUAUUCGAACUAGCCGAGGCACCAGGAGUCAAAGUUGGAUCCUUACAAUACCAAAAAGCCGACAGAAUACUAGAAGAGGUUGUAGCUUCGAGCCUUAGAAUAUAUUCUUCCUAUCUAGAAUCUACGAACCGUAGUCUUCGAGAAAACAUCCAAGAGUUACAAAUUAAACAGCGACCUUGUAUUCAGAAAUCCGAACUAUAUGACAAGGAACUAGAAGAAUUACGUCUAAAGCGCAGCUCUAUCGACACAAGAGAGCGAGUGUUAGUUGGAGAAGAUGGCUACGAUAUUACUGUUGGCUUUUUCAGGUCAGCACAUACCGUAACGUUCUCGAUUUUAACAGACACUCCAAUACGCCAUGUUGAAUACAAUCCUACAAACCAUCAGGACAUUAGAUGGGACACAGAAUCAGAGGGUAUUGGUGGCUUUAAAUCAAGCCCUAGAUUAACAGUCUACAAUGGCGAAUUCAAGGCACGUGUUACUGCCUUCUCCUAUAGAAGUGAUCUGGAAGAAGACAAAAUCGCAUCGAUAGUAUCGCAAAUGAAUUCCAUAUCGGAGCUAAGAGACCGACAAUCAAAGGAGAUUGAGCGCUUUCAACAUCGAGCUGACAGGACAAAGUCGAAAAUUGGGGAGAAUAGUUCUAUCUCAUCAGUUGAGCGAAGAGGAGAUAUCCGAUCUGAGCUCUAUACGGAUCCAACUUCGGCACACUAA